Messenger RNA from Schistosoma curassoni, 1416 nucleotides. The record is from the annotation of a GenBank genome assembly. Lineage: Eukaryota; Metazoa; Platyhelminthes; Trematoda; Strigeidida; Schistosomatidae.
AUGUGGCGUUACGUUUCGUUGUUUUCAGGAGCCAGGAAGUAUUGUAGCACACAAUCGAACUAUAUGUUAAACGAAUUGUGCAUAGUCGUUGAUAAAUUUGAUCAUGUUCUUGGGUUUGCUAACAAGAAGACAUGUCAUGAAGUACUGUUCGGAAAAUCGUUACUACAUCGGGCCUUCAGCCUAUUCCUUUUUCAGGAAGAUAUUAAUAGUGAAACAAAUCACAGAAACCUUAAGCUACUAGUCCAAAAACGUUCAGCUAAUAAACUUACGUUCCCAUCUCUGUGGUCAAAUACUUGUUGCAGUCAUCCUAUCAUGAAUUUUCCUGAUGAACUUAUCGAAUCGGAUGCGAUAGGGGUGAAGAAAGCUGCACAAAGAAAGCUGUUCCAUGAACUCGGCAUCAACAAUACUUUUGUUCCAUUAAAUCGGAUACACUUCUUAGGUCGAGUGCUAUAUACAGCUCCAAAUGAACCAUGUACGCAAACUGCAUUCGCAGAACAUGAGGUGGACUACAUUCUUGUCAGCGUGCUAGAUCCAGUUGCCACUCGAAAUCUUGCAGAUACAGACUUAAUGAAACUAAAUCCUGAUGAAGUCAGUGACGCUCGUUGGAUGGCUUUUAGUGAUUUCAACUAUAUGAAAUGUUCCCCGAGAGAUCAUAUAAGCACAUCAAAAACUUCAGACUCCGAUUUCUGCAGAUCAUCCAUCACCCCUUGGCUACGUGGUCUUCUUGCACGCGGUCUCUUGCAAAAAUUAUUUAGUUGGGCAGAAGCAUCAUGUGCUCAAAAUACUUAUACAAAUUUUUUUCUGACUGUGACUCAUAUUCCGGUGAAAAUCUUCAUGAUUAUUGGAACUGUGACUCCAAAAACUCCUAUAACAUCUGUUGUAGAUAGCUGUCAGACGCCUAGCCUAACGACAUCGUCGGUUCCUGUAUCUUCAGGUUCUGAGAAUACUAGUGGUGUGCUUCUUAGCAAUUUAUGGACUCAGCUUGACCACAUUCAAUCUACAAUUCCGGACAGAUUAUCGGUUGCUAUGUUAGAGAGUGCUGGUGUGCAAAUGGAAAACAGCGACCCACGACUUGCCCGUUUAAUCAGUCUAGCUGGUCAAAAAUUUCUGACUGAUAUCCUUUCUGAUGCUAUGCUUCAUUGGCGCCUUGCAAAUGGACAACCUACUGGGCUGCUAAACCAUCCUAGUGUGUCCACAUCUAUACCAGGUCAAGCAUCUAAUCCGUCCUCCAUAAAUCCUAUUACAACACCAACGAGCAACCCAAGUCAGUCUAUUCCACAAUCUCCAUCAUCUAGUGGAAAACCUGGGACCAAUAAAUUUCCCACAGAUCGUCGCGCCACUCUUACACUGGAAGAUUUAAUUGCUUCAUUGAAUGAUAGGGGUAUUCAUGUUGCCAAACCACCUUAUUAUCGGUAG